CCCUCCUCUGUUAGCUUUCCCUACCCCUCUCUACAAUACCCUCUUCCUUUCUAACGGAGUCCCUUUCCUCCCACUUCAUUUGUUCCUUCACUUUUACCAUUCCUCUCUCACUCAAAGCUACUACUGUUCCACUCUUAAUCUUUCUCUUCCUCCCGCUAAACCUCAUUUGCCCUUACUCCCAUUUCCACCACAUUUCUUUCUUUCUUUCUCUUUCCUCCCACUAUUUCUCUCUCUCUCUCUCCUAGCCUUUUUCCUUGACCCUUAUUCUGUCUCUCUCUCUCUCACCUCCACCACCAUCAUCACCACUACUGCUACAGCUGACAUCAACAGUCUGACGUAAGAGACCCCGGACAGAGCUGCCUACCUCCAGCGAAUCUACCCCGAAUGGACCGGGUAGACCGAGGAGCCUUUAUCUCAACACACCACUUUAACCCUGCCUCUGUGUUCCACCUCCCUGUCAGAGCUGAUAAAAGACCACAGCUAUCCACAAUCCAUGCUACAGGAACAUAUCAACUUUUCCAGUCUUGAUAUUCAGAUUAAACUGUUUCUAUUCCAUAGACAUAUUCUACAUUCUGCAAGGAAUCUUUUGUCGGCAGAAAAUCCAGGAUACUUUCAUUAUAACCAAACUCUGUCUGUUUAAUGCUGUCACUUUGAAGAACUUUAACAAUGGAGAAAACCUUCCGGCAAAAACUCCUUGCCAAAUACAGUAAUCUGAAUAACAGAAAUGGGAAAAAGUUCUCCUUUCUCAAGAACUUCUCCUCCAAUUCUUCUGAAAGUGCUCCUAAAAAGUUCUCCUUUCUUAAGAGUCCUUCUACAAAUUCUUCUGAAAAUCCUACAAAAAAUGCCAGAGAAAGCAAAGUAACUUUGCAACGGGCUUUUUUUUGUGACAUCUGUGACAAAUCUUUCUCUCGAAGUAGUUAUUACAGCUGGCAUAAAAUGAACCAUUCUCUUGGCGAACCGGUGCCAAAAAUAUCACUGAGCAAAAGAAAACAAAAACUCUGUACGACCCACAAAUGUGAUAUCUGUGAGAAAGUCUUCUCUAGGUUUGAGUAUUUACGACUUCACCGACUGAGCCAUGUUGAGGAGAAACCAUUUUCUUGUGAGACUUGUGGACAGUCCUUCAUACAAGCUAGUCUGCUAAGAAACCAUGAGAAAACUCAUGCUGAUGGCAAAAUCUAUAAAUGUGAAGUUUGUGAAAAAGAAUUUUCUAAGAGUUGUGAUCUAAAACGCCAUCUCAGUGUCCACCUGAGUGUGAAGCCAUUUAAGUGUGAGAUUUGCUCUCGCAAUUUCUCAAGGAACGACUAUUUGAAAUCUCACAUGCUGAGUCACACAGGCAGCACCCCAUUCAAAUGUAAAACUUGUGGGAAAGGAUUUGUCCGACGGUUUGCUUUAGAAAACCAUGCAAGGACACACACAGGGGAAAAGCCCUACGUCUGUAGCAUUUGUGGGAAAACUUUCUCUCAAAAAUCAGGCUGGAUGUCACACUCAAAGAACCAUAUUGACAAAAAGGCUUUUGUAUGUCGAGUUUGUGGGAAAGGGUUCACACAGAUGUACUCGUUGAAAAGGCAUGAACGCACGCAUGCUGACAAAAAACCUUACAGUUGUGAAUAUUGUCAGAAAGAGUUCUCACAGAGUGGACAGCUAAAGUCCCACCUGGCCAUUCAUACAGGAAUCAAACCAUUCAAAUGCGAAGUGUGUGGUAAAAAUUUUGCCCAAAAAUCCAUCUUGACAAAACAUGAGCGGAUUCAUGCUGAAAUUAAACCGUACAGUUGUGAGGUGUGUGGCAAAGGGUUCACACAGAACUUCACCUUACAGAUACACCUGAGGAACCAUACAGGUGAGAAACCUUUCUCCUGUACUUAUUGUGAUAAAGUGUUCUCCCGUAAAGACAGUUUAAAUAAUCACAUCAAGAACCAUACAGGUGAGAAAGAUUUCUGCUGCCGAUAUUGUGAUUCUGCUUUCACAAAAAGUUCCACGUUGAAGCGACAUGAGAUGACCCAUACCGGGGAACGACCUUAUGUUUGCCAAAUUUGUUCCAAGGCUUUUGCAAAGCCAAGCGAUCUCAACCGUCACAUGAUUACACACACUGGCGCCAAACCCUAUACCUGUAAUAUAUGCGGGAAGGCAUUCUCUCGUAAUGAGCACCUCAAAAAACAUGAAACUACUCACUCGCUCACUUACCAACCAUGGCUACUCUAACUGACCUCAGUCCACCUCUUCCCAACCCAAUCACUUCCACAUAUUUGAACGAAAUUCUCACCUUUGACCUCUCUUUCAACUACAGUCUGUCAGAUGACUUCAAAAACUUUCCAUUUUCUUCCCUCCAACACUUGCUGACACAGGUAGUUCACACCUAGUAUUUAUACAGUAAUAGUGGCAUUUAGAUCGAUGUGAUACUCCUCCCUGCUUUACUCUGAGUUUCAGGACAACACAGACAGGAUCCAGUUGGAUCUUAUUUUAGUAAUCCGUCCCUUCUAUAUAAUUACAGCACCCAAACACACAAAGGGACCUGUCUUUGUUAGGGUUGACUCCCACUGGAAAAAGACACACAGGCAGACAAUGAAAGAUAAACACAACCAUUAAGGUAACUGAAGCUGCUAGAAAUAGCAGCUGAAUCUCCCCCCAUAAUACACCUUACAGUCUGAAUAUAAGAUGACCAGAAGGUUUGUUUAUCAACAAUCUUUUGGACCAAGGCUGACCUGUAAGCUAAACAAUAACAACAACAACAACAGCAUGUCCUCAUUAAUAUCUUAACGACUCUUUCAUAAACACUUCUCAUCCAGCUGCUGUUAUGCUUUCCCCGUAUUUCUUGAAAGCCAUUUUCCCUAUUGAUUUCAACCAGACAUUAAGAGUUCUUCAUCUCCUCACGUAAACGACACCUGGGAGGGGUUUGAGUGAGUGCGAAAUAAAGUAACAGACCAAGUGGAUUCCUGUGAUGAUGAUGAUGAUGAUGAUGAUGAGGUCGAGGGUGGGCUUUGUUAACGGAUAUUCUAAGUCACCAGGAACAUGUCAAUGGUUGCUGUUAAAAGCUUUUCAAGUUGAAGGAUUCAGUACCACCUGGCUAUUUCACGUAAACCUGCCAUCUUCUGUGGGGACUUAACAUGUAUAAUUUUCUCAUGUGUCAACUACACACACACACACACACACAGUGAUAUGAAUGUACAAUCAGCACACAAUAUAUAUAUAUAUCUAU
Molecule: messenger RNA, 3193 nt
Organism: Octopus sinensis (East Asian common octopus)
Lineage: Eukaryota; Metazoa; Mollusca; Cephalopoda; Octopoda; Octopodidae
Product: gastrula zinc finger protein XlCGF26.1-like
Exons: 2
Coding region: 667-2199 (510 amino acids)
Biological process (GO): regulation of transcription by RNA polymerase II
Cellular component (GO): nucleus
Molecular function (GO): RNA polymerase II transcription regulatory region sequence-specific DNA binding; DNA-binding transcription factor activity, RNA polymerase II-specific
Source: RefSeq, a predicted model, not a curated record